UACAGCGUGUUGCUUCUCACAGCAGAAAGCAUAAUGAUCACUUGCUUACGAUGUGUUGCGUAUUUUGCACUGUGUUUGUUAGCUCAAGGUCAACGCAUUUCUAAACGAGAAUGUUCCAAGUUUCGUGAGCAAACGAUUCAACGAGCACAGUUCAUCUACCUCCUACCCAAUCCUGACCCGAUUUUGGUGGAAAUAUUCAACUGCUCCAAGACCAUCAAUCUUAUUGUCAAUGGAGAAGAUGCCAAACCUGGGGAGUUCCCGCAUCAAGCAUUGCUCGGCUGGAGAUCCAAAUCGAAUCCGAAGCGUUACGACUUCCUGUGCGGAGGAUCAUUGAUUAGUGAAAGAUAUGUGCUAACUGCUGGUCACUGUUUCGCACCUGGACCUCCCCAAAUCGUUCGGUUGGGAGAGAACGAUCUGACCAACGAUAAUGACAACCAGGAGGAUUAUGAAAUUGAGGACAAUAUCCUCCACCCGAAUUACAAAUUCACCGCUUCGUAUCAUGAUAUUGCGCUUAUCAAACUGGCGGAGGAUGUGACAUUUUCGUUUUUCGUUCGACCAGCUUGCUUGUGGGAUACAUUGGCCAUGAACGUUACGAAAGUAGUGGCUACCGGUUUCGGAUUUACGGAAGAGCUUAAAAUGUCCAACGUACUGCAGAAGGUUCCACUGGAUUUGUUUGCCAAGGCCGAAUGUAUCGCACAAUAUGCUGGUCAACGUAAAUUCAAGCAAGGCAUCAUCGAACAACAGCUUUGCAUUGGAAGUGAGCAUGAAGAUAGGGAUACCUGUCAGGGUGACUCCGGGGGCCCUGUUCAGAUCAUUACCGAAACGGAUGGAUGCAUCCAUCAUGUGCUGGCGGUGACCUCGGCUGGAUCGUUUUGCGGAGUCGGUCGAUCCCCCGCCGUCUACACUCGUGUUGCAAGCUAUAUCGAUUGGAUCGAAAGCGUAGUUUGGAAGUAGUGAUAACAUGUGAAUAUAGUUGUGCCAUGAAAAUUGUAAUACCGAAUUUAAGUGUUUUAUUUGAUUUGCAUUCUUUUAUUUUAUGUUUAUAUUUACAGUUUUUCCCAGCGAUCGAUAAAUCUUUCCGAUGACAUUUUCAAACUUUGCAUACUAGGGAAUUUUAAAUCCCUUCCAAAGGAAGGGACGUCAACGUAAAACAGGCUCUACAUUCCAUUUCAAUUUUGAACAAAAUUCUGUGUUUCGUUAUGUCAUCGUUAUGGUUUAUGUACCCAUCGAAUAAUAUUACUUUAACAUUGAUGUUGGAUGCAGAACCCAUAUAAGAAAUUUCCACUUGGAGUUACCGUGGAAAAUCAAACUUCGAACAUAUUAUUCAUACUUCGGACGCUUGAAUUCGUAUGGUAAAUUUUCUAAAAUAUUUCAUCAAGCUGGACCGAGCUAAUUUAAGUAUAGUUCCACUAUUGUAAUCCAUAUUAAUUUAAUGCGUC
Armigeres subalbatus is the source of this 1439-nucleotide messenger RNA. Its product is annotated as serine protease snake-like. The record is from RefSeq and is a predicted model, not a curated record. NCBI's taxonomy places the organism in Eukaryota, Metazoa, Arthropoda, Insecta, Diptera, Culicidae. The coding region runs from base 34 to 954 and encodes 306 amino acids. Gene Ontology annotation, biological process: proteolysis. Gene Ontology annotation, molecular function: serine-type endopeptidase activity. The transcript is spliced from 3 exons.